Messenger RNA from Fonsecaea erecta, 3045 nucleotides. RefSeq lists its product as hypothetical. The record is from RefSeq and is a predicted model, not a curated record. The transcript is spliced from 2 exons. NCBI's taxonomy places the organism in Eukaryota, Fungi, Ascomycota, Eurotiomycetes, Chaetothyriales, Herpotrichiellaceae. Gene Ontology annotation, molecular function: monoatomic cation transmembrane transporter activity. The coding region runs from base 1 to 3045 and encodes 1014 amino acids. Gene Ontology annotation, cellular component: membrane. Gene Ontology annotation, biological process: intracellular calcium ion homeostasis; transmembrane transport; monoatomic cation transport.
AUGACACCCUCCCACCGCCCCAGGAAAAAACUCCCUGUCCGCCGACGAGGCCGUGCCUUCUACCUGACUGCCCUCGCCAUCACCCUCUUUGCUUGUUAUAGCUUCCUACGAGACUUUCAUUACGGCCACUCUUCUUAUGGCGACAAACUCGAUGUCCGCGCCCUGACAUCACGCGACCUUGAGUGUCGACUUGUCCACAAUGCCAAAGACAAAUGUACCUAUGUUAAGGAAAACUGUCCCGACGAAGAAGCCGGCCUCCUCUCCUACCUACAGCUUUAUUACUGCUCCCUUCCCGACGCCCAGCCGGUCGCAUUUCUCCUCCUCGUCUUAUGGCUCAGUCUCCUCUUCAGUACGAUCGGCAUUGCUGCCUCGGACUUCCUCUGCAUCAACCUGAGUACCAUUGCGAAUAUUCUGGGCAUGAGCGAGAGUUUAACGGGCGUGACGUUUUUGGCCUUUGGAAAUGGCAGCCCCGACGUCUUUUCCACCUUUGCGGCCAUGCGCAGUAACAGUGGCAGCUUGGCCGUGGGGGAAUUGGUGGGUGCAGCCAGCUUCAUCACCUCUGUGGUCGCAGGGAGUAUGGCCUUGGUGGCGCCUUUUCAAGUCGCUAAGAGGAGCUUCGUUCGGGACGUGGGCUUCUUUGCGGUGUCGGCGAGUUUCAGCCUGGUGUUCCUUGCGGAUGGGAGCCUGCGGCUGUGGGAGUCAAUCACCAUGAUUGCAUAUUACGUCUUCUACGUGGUUUUUGUGGUUGGCUGGCACUGGUGGCUCUCCCGACGACGGAGGAGGAGGCUGGCGGAGACUGCGGCGAGGUUACACCACCACAUUCCGGAGUCACAGGAGCUGGAGGUGCCCGAGAUCGAGGAGGACGAGGAAGCACGCCCUGCUACGGAACGGACUGGUCUGUUGCGCGAGCAGUCAAACGAAAGUAUCCCGACCCUGCGGACCCCUGGAACUCCAGCUUGGAAGGUUGAAGACCUCGACGAAGACGACGAGACGCGAGACCGAUACCUUGCGGAAUUGCAGAGCCGGAUGAGAGUCGGCCGACCGGCACGAGGCGAGAGGAGGAACACAAUGACCCCGAUCCGGCCGAGCUUGAUAGGGGCGCUCGAGUUUAGAUCUCUCAUGACUUCACUGGAGAAGAAAGCCACCAAUGCGCAACCUAUUGGACUUCGCAGGUACUCUGACGACGCAUCGGCAGUCCACUCUCCCAUUCCCGUCAGCGCGCCGCCCCUUGCUUCUCAGCCGGAGCUGGUUAGCACACAUUAUACCGAUCUGGAGCCUGAAGGUGUCCGACGUACACGCGCCGUAUCUGCGAACGAUGCCACCCAUUUGCGCAUCGAUACGGAUUUUCUCAGCGACAGACAUUCUGAUCGAAGUUCAGAGAAUGUCCUCACCAGUGGCGACUCUACGCCAAAUGCUCCUGCUGGAAAACACAGCAGGGCGAGCGCGCAAAUUCUGAGAACACUCAACGAACCAUCCUCCCAGACACUACAGUCACCUAAACUGGUCGCGUCCACGUCAGGCCACAAAAUGCCAGAAACGGGGUCUCUCUCUUCGGAGCCUUCCAAGUCGCCCAAUCUCUUAGCUCCGCCUGUGACGACCUUCCACCGCCCGGAUUACCACGACGAGGACCAUCACUCUGCCGGUCGAAGUCCGGUCAUGUCGCCUCGCUCCGCCCCGACCUUGCAAGUACCAAUUCUGCAUACUCCACAUCCCGACCAUUCCAAGGGAGCGCUGCGCCAGGAAAAUUUUCCGCCUUACGUGGAUUCUCCCAUGCUCCUCACUCCGCUUUCCUCCCGGCCCCCAAGCAUUCACCUGCCCGCACCGAGCAUGUCUCCCCAGUCAACCCACCAUCUGGGCCUUCUACCGGACGAAGAGGAACCGCCGAUGCGGAGGUUUUCAUGGUGGCCAUACCGAUACCUUCCCGCUCCCCAAGUUAUAUGUGCCACGUUAUUUCCCACCAUUUACGAGUGGCGGGAGAAGUCAUACACGGACAAGUUGUUGGGUGUGAUCACUGCUCCCAGCGUCUUCCUCCUCGCUCUCACACUUCCGGUCGUCGAGCCUAAGGAGGAAAAGCCGGCGGAUCAAGAGCCCGAGCUCCUGACGCCAGCCGAGGGCAUCCGCCGCAGAUCAAUAGGCUACUUCGAAAUCCCACAAGACAGGCCCGAUGCCAACUCGCGGUCCGCAUCAUCUGACGGACCACCCCAUCCGCACGGAACUGGAAUCUCCAGACAAAUGUCGGAGCAUGCCAAAAGUCCUCGGCCAAAUGUGGAUGGGGUCGCGAGGUCCAAGGAUUGGAACAGAUGGUUGGUGUUCCUCCAAGUAUUUACUGCUCCGUUCUUCGUGGUAACCAUUGCCUGGGCCAACAUGGACGAAGAUCAUACCACGAAGCUGUAUAUUCGGAUGGUAUUGGGAUCAUUGGUGUUCUCCCUCGUGUCGGUUCUUAUCCUUCUCUCGCUGACCACACCUAAUCGGGAGCCCAAAUAUCGGCCGCUACUCUGCUUCUUGGGGUUUGCUGUGGCCAUAGGAUGGAUAUCUACCAUCGCCAACGAGGUGGUCGGCGUGCUGAAAGCUUUUGGGGUGAUCCUGGGCAUAUCGGAUGCGAUUCUGGGCUUGACCAUCUUUGCUGUUGGCAACUCGUGUGGUGACUUGGUCGCAGACAUCACCGUGGCCAAACUGGGCUACCCCGUUAUGGCACUGUCGGCUUGCUUUGGGGGGCCCAUGCUGAACAUCUUGCUCGGAAUUGGCAUUGGAGGGAUGUACAUGAGCAUCAGCCACGCGACUCACCACCACGCCAAACACCCUCAGAAACCAAUCAAGUACAAACCCUACGACAUCGAUGUGAGCACGACGCUGAUGAUAUCGGGCAUUACCUUGUUGGUGACCUUGGUGGGCCUGCUCAUCGUGGUGCCGUUGAACGGAUGGAGGAUGGAUCGCAGGAUCGGGUUUGGAUUGAUCUUGCUGUGGUCGCUGUCGACCGUGGGCAAUGUGAUUGUAGAAUUACUUGGAUAUGGGGGAGACACUGUGCUGUCCAACAUGUGGAGAUGA